Clonostachys rhizophaga is the source of this 1092-nucleotide messenger RNA. Lineage: Eukaryota; Fungi; Ascomycota; Sordariomycetes; Hypocreales; Bionectriaceae. The record is from the annotation of a GenBank genome assembly.
AUGAACCCCCGGUGCAAGAACUUCAUCGGCUCCGGUGUGGUCUUUCACAUUCCAACCUUCUUCAGCGAGCUCAAGGAACUUGAAGAGAAGGGCUUGACCACGGUACACGACCGAAUCUUUGUUUCUGACAGGGUCAAUGUCCUCUUGGACAUGCACAUCGCAGUGGAUGGCCUUGAGGAGAAGGAGCUUGGAGGCAUUGGUCCAUGCUACCAAACAAGCAGAGCGCGAACGGGCAUCAAAUUAACUGAUAUCUUCUAUCCGGAACUCUUCGAGCAGAAGGUGAAGCGCUUAGCUGAUGGUUAUCAAAAGCGCUUUGGUGAACUAUUCGAGUACGACAUCAAAGCCGAGCUUGCUCGUUUUGAGGAGUAUCGGAAGACGAUGAGGAAAUACGUCGUGGACGGCGUGGCCUUCAUGUCAUCCGAGCAGCAGAGCGACCAGAAGAUUGUGGUCGAAGGCGCAAACGCACUGAUGCUAGAUAUUGACUAUGGCUCGUACCCAUUCGUUACUUCGUCAAGCACCACGCUUGCUGGGAUCAUUGGUGGACUCACCCUGAACCCGAAGAACAUUACAGAGACGGUCGGAGUGGUCAAGGCUUACACCACCCGUGUCGGUUGGGGUGCCUUCAAGACCGAAGAUACGGAAGAGAUUGGCACUAAACUUCAGGAGAUUGGACGCGAAUGGGCUUGGUACGCACAACUUCAAAAGCCUCAGGGAUUGACAGAACUGGGAGCGCAUCUAACAGGUACAGACCUUGUGGUUGUUAAAUACAGCAACUCAAUCAACUACUACACCAGCCUUAAUUUAACAAAGCUCGAUGUUCUGGACACUUUUGAAACGAUCAAGAUUGCGAUCGCUUAUAAGGUCGACGGGAAGGAAUUGGAAUCUUACCCUGCGGAUCUUGAGGUCUUGGAACAAGCCGAGGUCAUUUAUCAUGACAUGCCAGGGUGGCAAACGCCGACUACUAACGCGAAGACCUACGACGAUCUACCCAAGAAGGCUCGUGAUUACCAGUACAUUGAGAAGUUUGUGGGAGUCAAGAUCAAGUACAUUGGCACCGGUCCCGACCGUGAGGCCAUGAUCCAACGCGCCUGA